CAACUCCGAUUGAUUAGCAAAACCUGUGUGGGACAGGAUCAGAAUUGAGAUUGGGAAGAGUUGGUGCGGUGAGUUUCUAGGCCUUUCUGAAGGCCUUAUUGAUGGCCGUCACACAAGGACUGCGCACAUUUCCACACAGGUUGAUAUUGGGACGCACAAUUUGAGGCUUCGAAAUCAAAUUUGGUUUACAAAGACUGGUAUUUCUACAAGAGCAUCCUGGUACUGAGAUAAUGAUCGCCGUGUAUUGACUAUCAAACCAACAGCCUCAACGCUUUCUCUCUUGAAGUUUUUUUUUUUAAAAAUUUUUAUCUACAUAACUUUGUUGUGAGAAGAUGACGGAGAGACCACAGAGCCCGACAGGAGCGGACUGCAGACCCUACGAGUUCAACAGGGCCAUGUAUCCUCAGGCCCCGGGCCUGGAUGGACUUGGCGGAGCGUCUUUGCAGUUCGCGCACGGCAUGCUUCAGGAUCCAAGCCUGCUUUUUAACAAAGCCCAUUUCAACGGAAUCAGCGCUACAACACACCAAACCUUCUUCCCAUUUUCAGGCGAUUUUAAAACGAACGAUCUGCAAGGUAGUGAUUUUGCGCAACCCAAACACUGGUACCCGUUUGCUGCACCCGAGUUCACCGGGCAGGUCGCGGGAGCGAUGUCAGCCACCCAGCCGGCAAACAUCAGCCCGCCUAUCGCUGAAACCAGGGAACAAAUCAAGAUUACAACGGUAAAAACCGAAAAGGAUGUUGAUGAAUACACCAACGAAGAAAACAAGCCGACGUCACAAUAUAAUCUCACACCCGGGACAUCAUCCGUGACCAACGGCGUGAACUAUUACACACCCUGGAACCCCUCUUUUUGGCCUGGACUGCCUCACAUUACAGCUUCCGCUAAUAUUUCCCAAGCUCCCCCGACACCCUCCGCAUCAUCCCCAUCGCUGUCUCCAUCUCCACCCGGAAAUGGGUUCGGAAGCCUGGGGUUUUUCAACGGAGGCUCCGCGCAAAACACCCCUUCGGUUCAGGCGCAGAGCGCACCCAGGAGCAGUGGCUCCUCCAGUGGAGGGUGCAGUGAUUCUGAGGAGGAGGAGAAUCUGACUACAGAGGACUUGGAGCAGUUUGCCAAAGAGCUCAAACACAAGCGCAUCACACUGGGCUUCACGCAGGCGGACGUGGGGCUCGCGCUGGGAAACCUAUAUGGCAAAAUGUUCAGUCAGACGACUAUCUGCCGCUUCGAGGCUCUCCAACUCAGUUUCAAGAAUAUGUGCAAACUGAAGCCGCUGCUCCAGAGGUGGUUGAAUGAGGCAGAGAAUUCCGAAAACCCUCAGGAUAUGUACAAAAUUGAACGGGUGUUCGUGGACACAAGAAAAAGAAAGCGGAGGACCAGUUUGGAAGGCACCGUCCGUUGUGCUCUGGAGUCGUACUUUAUGAAGUGCCCCAAACCCAACACUCUGGAGAUCACGCACAUAUCUGAUGACCUAGGCCUGGAGAGAGAUGUAGUACGUGUGUGGUUCUGCAACCGUAGACAAAAGGGAAAACGUCUAGCAUUGCCCUUUGAUGACGAAUGCGCUGAAGCACAGUAUUAUGAGCAGAGUCCACCACCUCCACCCCACAUGGGUGGCACAGCCCACCCAGGGCAAGGCUAUCCUGGACCAGCCCAUCCCGGAGGAGCCCCUGCCCUAUACAUGCCAUCCCUCCACCGACCCGAGGUCUUUAAAAAUGCUCUGCACCCUGGACUGGUGGGUCACCUCACCAGCUAAACUUUAUAGAAAUGCUCCAAGCCAAGCUAUGGAUCAGAUCAGUCAUAUUAUGUAAACGUUGCUUUUUUUUUUCUUCUUCUUUCCAUAUGUUCUUUGGGAUGCUCUGAUUGCACACUAGGAGGCUGGUGAAUCAUUGUAUAAUGGGUGCCUUGUUGAACUAAUGCGUUUGCACAUGAAGUCAUGGGUUCAGAUGUGAUUUUUAUAGUUGGUUUUUAUUACUUUUUGCUCCUGUAUCAAUUUUUAAUGUACAUAUAUUUGAUGAUUCCCAAAGUAUAUUUCCAUAUUUGUCUGCAUUGUUUUUCUCCACCUUUCUGUGUGAACUGGCAGCAAAUUCGAGACUUCAUGAGUUUAAUUACUUGAUUUUUAAAGAGAUGGAUUUUUUUUUUUACUACAAUUUGGAGGAGACCUUUUUUCAGAUGGUUUGCAAAGGACAUCAGUCACUGUUCUUUUUCUCUAAAUGCUUGCACUCUUCCAUCUUUAAUUGAAAGUGAUUCUAGGUGUAAUAUCUUUUUAUCAGGGUGAUAGAUGAAAUUUGCUGCCAGUUUGAAAUCCUCUGAGGUCAUGUGCCUUAUCUUUUUGGUGUUUAUCAUGCAUGCUCAUCCCUAUGCAACAUAAAUGAAAGCUAAUUUGAUAAUUUAUUGACGUUUAUUGCUCAACACAUGCAACAUUAUUGGGUAGCAAUUAAAACAUUUCCAUUGACAGUCA
This is a messenger RNA of Carassius gibelio (silver crucian carp), 2453 nucleotides long. RefSeq names its product POU domain, class 5, transcription factor 1. The transcript is spliced from 5 exons. Gene Ontology annotation, molecular function: DNA-binding transcription factor activity, RNA polymerase II-specific; RNA polymerase II cis-regulatory region sequence-specific DNA binding. Bases 333 to 1748 code for a protein of 471 amino acids. Gene Ontology annotation, biological process: regulation of transcription by RNA polymerase II. Lineage: Eukaryota; Metazoa; Chordata; Actinopteri; Cypriniformes; Cyprinidae. The record is from RefSeq and is a predicted model, not a curated record.